This is a messenger RNA of Sphaeramia orbicularis (orbiculate cardinalfish), 3081 nucleotides long. Its product is annotated as RNA polymerase II elongation factor ELL2-like. The transcript is spliced from 12 exons. NCBI's taxonomy places the organism in Eukaryota, Metazoa, Chordata, Actinopteri, Kurtiformes, Apogonidae. Gene Ontology annotation, biological process: transcription elongation by RNA polymerase II; positive regulation of transcription elongation by RNA polymerase II; snRNA transcription by RNA polymerase II. The record is from RefSeq and is a predicted model, not a curated record. The coding region runs from base 40 to 1851 and encodes 603 amino acids. Gene Ontology annotation, molecular function: cis-regulatory region sequence-specific DNA binding. Gene Ontology annotation, cellular component: transcription elongation factor complex.
AAAGCAGCUUUAACUGCUAGACUGGAGGAAAAGCCAGCGAUGGCUUCGCUCAGACAAGAGCACCACUAUGGGCUCUCCUGUGGAAAAAAUAACAAAAACAGCCCUAACAGGACGCUGUACCAUGUCAAGCUCACGGACACGGCUAUCCGAGCUUUGGAGGCUUACCAGAACCUCAAGGGAUCUUUACCAUGUGAACCAUCCAUUUGUUUCAAAGGAAAUCAAGGGUACAUCAAGAUUCCAGCUCCCACACCAGAGUCACCUUCUGCUCUUCGUGUCUUCUCCUUUUACUUAUCAAGUGACAGCAAAGACCAGCCUCAAGCCAGCUUCGACUGCAUCCAUCAAUAUGUUUCGAGUGAUGGUCGCGAGCAACUGGAAGGUCAGGGUAUCAUCCAGGACAAGAUCACAGUGUGUGCCACAGACGACUCCUACCAGAUGACCCGGGAGAGGAUGUCUCAGGUAGAGAAGGAUAGCUGGAGCCGCUCUGCCAUUGAGAUCAAACCUGGAGCCACACAUCCAAGUCGAUCUGUUAAGUUCCAUAAGAGGCCAGUUCCUCUGGCUGCAUCAGACAGCAGCUUCUUCAAACAGUCGACCAACAACCGACGGAACAGUGGAACAGCCACGCCAUCCCAGAAGCCCCUGAGGGAGCGAAUAGUCCACCUGCUGGCUCUCAAGCCCUACAGGAAACCAGAGCUGCUACUGUGGUUGGAACGAGAAAGAUCUAGCCCUAAAGACAAGGCUGAUCUAGGUGCCAUACUGGAGGAGGUGGCAAAGGUGAAUCCCAAAGACAGCAGCUAUCUUCUGCGGGAUGACUUCUACAAGCAUGUGCAGAGGGACUGGCCAGGCUACAGUGAUGAGGAGAGGCAGCUAAUCAGCAGGCUGCUGACCAGGAAGCUGCAGCCACAUAUCAGCAACCAAUCAAGGAACGUUCAAGCAAACACAUCAGUACAAAGAACCCCAGAGGAUACAACACUGCAUCACAGCACAACAAAAAGUCCUACAAUGAAACGCCCCGUGCCUUUUGACUCACUGGAGAAACUAGACAUCAAGAGACAAAAAGUUGUGGAUCAGGGGCUGCUACAGCGACCUAAUGCACACGGACCUUUGAACAAUAAAGUAGGACAAGACAAUGCAACCCCUACUCUCAUCCCUAGUUUCCACACGAAGACUGAGUUUCAAAGGACAUGUAACCAUACUGGAGGCAAAAAUGGUUUACCGGGAGCCCCAAAUGGUUUUCCACAUAUGCACAAACUAUCAAGCACCUCCACCACACCUGGGGAGAAAGAAUCCAAAGUCCACCAGAUACCACAGAGCGACUCUGACUGCACUCACCAGCUGCUUGCCAACAGCCAACACAAAAAAAAGAAAUCUAAAAAGCACAAAGACAAGGAACGGGAGAGGUUAAAAGACAACCAGGGCAGCGAGUGGAUGGAGAGAAGUCCUGAUCUCAAGAAAAACAGAGACAAACUUGACAAUCCUGACAACACAAAAGCUGCGGCCUCUGAGGAGAAGCCAGAUUAUGUGGUUAUGUACGGCACCAUAAUGAACUUGGAGCAGCGACAGAGGUACCAGGAGGAUUUCUGUGCAGAGUAUGAUGAAUACAAAGACCUCCAUUCCAGGAUAGCCACCAUAACUCAGAUGUUUGUUCAACUCGGAUCUAAGAUCAAAAACCUGUCCCCUGGCACUAAAGAAUAUAAGAUAAUGGAAGACCAAAUACUGGAAAAGUACAACAAGUACCGAAAGAAGUUUCCAGGCUACCGGGAAGAGAAGAAACGGUGUGAAUAUCUCCAUGAGAAACUGUCCUACAUCAAGCAGCUCAUCAUAGACUAUGAUGUUUCUCAGGCUUCUUCAUAGUGUUGGCAUUUUUUUUACAUGGAAGCCUUGAAGCAGCUCAGGCGUCGGAGCGUUUUUUUUUUACAUGAGACUGAUAACAAAAGUCUUGGAUGAAUGAAACUUUAGGACUUAUGGCUUUGGCCGGGACUAUGGACGAAGCCACGGUCAUCGCUGAUUACAAGUCAAACGCAGAUUUCUCUGUGGUAUUUGCGAGUCUGUUUGUUUUGGAGUUUCACUUUAUCAUUUAACAAUGUCUUGUGUGUGUGAAAUUUGCAAAGUGGGAGCAAAAAGUCUUGCAUACAUCCUGACACUAACAAGACAUGAACAAUGACGUGAUCUUGGAAUCUGUGCACAUCGUGAAACCGUGACCGACAGAUCACAGACUAGUUUUGUUACAGCCAGUGUCGGUGUGUGUUGACGUCAAAGGUAGCAAAUACAACUUUUCACAUUCACUUUGUUUUGGACUGUUUCAAAGUACUUUCAAGGCAAUGUAUUCUUUCAUUUUAUUUAAUUUAAGGGUCCUAAUAUGCAGCAUAAAAUAUUAUUCCAUAUCAGAGUUGCUUUAUUGAUGAUACAUGAUAGCACAUAAAAACAAUAUUAAGUUUUUUUUUUCCCCCUGCAGCCUUCAUGUCUUAUUAUGUGAAUGGGGUGAGAUUAUUUAUCAUGAAGCAAGACUACUGCUGUGUCCUUGACAUAUACCAUACACUACAACUCACUAUAUAUUUCUACAAUAAUUAUUUUUUCCUUUAAGCAUAAAAGAGCAAUGCACUAAAAACCUAAUUUGGAUUUGGGACAGUAAACAGGUUUAGGAAACUGGAAAAGCUUCCUGAAUCAUGACUGUUGAUUUUAAGGGUAAUGUUACAUCAAUUUUGCAUUGAAAAUGAUGUGGUGGCAUCUCGCUUCCUGGCAAAAAGUAUCAUUCUCUGAUUUAAUUAAAUGGGCAGCCCUAAUGAAAGCAGCUUAAGUAAACAGUCCAGCAACUGGAAAUUAUUUAACUGGUUGUAUAUGUUAAGAGCUGCAGGUUUCAUGUUGAAAUCGCUGCAGUAUGAUGAGGAAUAUAUCCCAAAUGCACUUUGUAAAGUAUUUAUUACCCUCUUUUCUUUUAAUGACAGGCAAAGGGACCACAAAGCCUAGCAACAGUGGCUAAUUUGGUAUGAAGAGUCAUUUUUCCUCCACAAAACCAUGACAGACAUUGUUAAUUUGCCCUCCUUGUACUGGCGCCAAGGCUUGUUUCAAGUAUUUUUAUCAUGA